AUCUUAAUUCUUAUCCAAGGGAAAAUAAAAACCUAGUUACAUUUUUCCUUGCUGAAGAAAUUCUUUAAAAUGGCAGAUCAAGGGAAGAAAGCCGAGAUCUUUGAACUCGACAAUGGCUCAAUGCAUGUCAAAAUUACAAAUUAUGGUUGUACAAUCACUUCUUUAUUAGUUCCUGACAAAGAUGGAACACUUGCUGAUGUUGUAUUGGGAUUUGACUCUAUUGAUCGUUACCUGCAAGGAGCCGGAUCAUAUUAUGGUUGUAUUGUGGGUCGUGUUGCAAAUCGAAUCAAGGAUGGGAAGUUCACACUAAAUGGAGUUGAGUACUCUUUGCCUGUGAAUAAUCCCCCAAAUAGUCUCCACGGUGGAAACAAGGGAUUCGAUAAACGGAUAUGGGAUGUAGUAGAAUACAAGAAAAAUGAUACUCCGUCCAUUACUUUUAAGUAUCAUAGUCGUGAUGGCGAGGAAGGUUAUCCUGGUGAUCUUUUGGUCACUGCAACAUAUACUCUCACCUCCAAGACAACCAUGAGGCUUGACAUGGAAGCUGUGGCGGAGAAUAAGGCAACUCCGGUUAAUCUUGCUCAACAUACAUACUGGAAUUUAGCAGGGCACAAUUCCGGUUCGGUGCUUGACCAUCAUAUCCAAAUUUGGGCAAAUUACUAUACCCCGGUGAAUGAGAACAUUAUCCCCACAGGGGAAAUCUCCCCAGUUAAAGGCACUCCAUUCGAUUUUACUUCAGAAAAGAGAAUCGGUCUGGAUAUUGAUAAAGUUGGCAUGGGUUACGACCACAAUUACGUGCUUGAUUGUGGGGAAGAAAAGAUGGGAUUUAAGCAUGCUGCUAGAGUCACUGAACCGUCCUGCAAAAGGGUGCUCGACAUCUGGACUAACGUGCCUGGCAUGCAAUUCUACACGGGCAACUAUGUGAAUGGAGUUACUGGGAAAGGAGAGGCUGUUUAUGAGAAACACGCAGGACUUUGUCUCGAGACCCAAGGAUUUCCGAAUGCUAUUAACCAACCAAAUUUCCCUUCUAUUGUUGUCGAGCCUGGUAAAAAAUAUCAGCAUAGCAUGUUGUUUGAGUUCUCAACUGCAUAGACUGCACCGUUUUCUUUCUCUGGAACAGUCUCUUUUUGCAAUUCCUAAAUAAUAUGUUUCGCCUGUGUCACUACUUAUGCACUCAGAUUUGGUACAUACUUUCUCAGCCCCUUUGAGUUUGUGACUGAACAUCAAAAAACGUUCACUUCGAUUGUGUUAUGUAACAAAUUGAAAGGAACAAUAACGAAAAGCAGGCGAUUAUCUUAA
Messenger RNA from Amaranthus tricolor (Joseph's coat), 1296 nucleotides. RefSeq lists its product as uncharacterized. Gene Ontology annotation, biological process: glucose metabolic process; beta-D-galactose catabolic process via UDP-galactose, Leloir pathway. Bases 70 to 1089 code for a protein of 339 amino acids. The transcript has 5 exons. NCBI's taxonomy places the organism in Eukaryota, Viridiplantae, Streptophyta, Magnoliopsida, Caryophyllales, Amaranthaceae. Gene Ontology annotation, molecular function: carbohydrate binding; aldose 1-epimerase activity. The record is from RefSeq and is a predicted model, not a curated record.